Carassius gibelio (silver crucian carp) is the source of this 2608-nucleotide messenger RNA. Its product is annotated as doublesex- and mab-3-related transcription factor A2. Gene Ontology annotation, biological process: germ cell development; regulation of transcription by RNA polymerase II; sex differentiation. Gene Ontology annotation, cellular component: nucleus. The transcript is spliced from 2 exons. Gene Ontology annotation, molecular function: DNA-binding transcription factor activity, RNA polymerase II-specific; RNA polymerase II cis-regulatory region sequence-specific DNA binding; protein binding. The record is from RefSeq and is a predicted model, not a curated record. Bases 447 to 1772 code for a protein of 441 amino acids. NCBI's taxonomy places the organism in Eukaryota, Metazoa, Chordata, Actinopteri, Cypriniformes, Cyprinidae.
CAAUAGAUCCGAGAGGGAUCUGUAUCCACUGAAGAUCUCUCGAGGAAGUUAGUGUCUCACACUGGCUCCAGCAGCAAACUCUGCUCUCUCUCAGACUGGAGUUUAAAGAUAGUUUUGCAUUGCCUUCGAUGGAUUUUUGUGUUUUUUAAAUUGAUUUGGUUUGUUUUAAACUUAUGUUUAAUUUCUAAAAUAAGUUUAUUGGGCUCCCUGUGGACUGCGCACAGAAAGUCGAUCUCUUUGGAAAGAGUACUUUCAUAAGCAUUGAAAAGCAUUUUCUGAUCUCUUCUUGAACACUGGCAUUAGAGUUGUGUUCUUCGUCAAGUGCUGUGCUGAAGAAAUUCGCCCUGUAUAGAUUCUGCUCAAUGUUGAUGAAACGUCUCCUAUCGAAGACUUCGGGUACGCACGUAUUUUAACCUAUCGAUCGGCUGUUUGUUGAUUCGGAGAAUAUGGAUCUUCGUUCAGAGAUCUCAUCCGCCUCCCAGGGAGGGUCGCAGGUUCAUCCAGGCGCCGCUGCUGCGGCCGCUGUUGCUGCCGCAUCCAUCCCGGUUUCCAUGGCUGGUACUCUGUUAAGGGCCCCGCCGCUGUUGCUUCGCGCCACAGAGAAGUAUCCACGAACGCCUAAGUGCGCCCGGUGCAGGAACCACGGCGUGGUGUCCGCGCUGAAGGGACAUAAGCGCUACUGCAGAUGGAAGGACUGCAUGUGUGCCAAAUGCACUCUCAUCGCUGAGAGACAGCGCGUCAUGGCAGCUCAGGUUGCGCUCCGCAGACAGCAGGCGCAGGAGGAAAACGAGGCGAGAGAACUUCAGCUGCUCUACGGCACAGCAGAGGGUCUGGCCUUGGCCGCUGCCAACGGCAUCAUACCUCCCCGGCAAAACUAUGAGGUCUUCGGCGCGGUUAACAACGAAACAAACCAUGGAGAAUCCAACAUCCAAAAAUUCGAGUUGUUCCCCAAAACACCUUUACCCGGAUCGGUGACCCAACAGCAGGCGGCUGGAAAGUCCGUAUCCACAGACACCGAAUCCGUUCCAGGAAUGUCGUCUCCAGAUAUGCGUCAUGGCUCGGGUUCGGAAAACGGUGACCGCGAGUCCAUCGUCAAUUCCCCGAUAGCCAAACCAUUAAAAGACGGCGAUGAAACGCCAGGUUCCAUCAGUCCGCUAGGCUCAGACUCCGGCUCGGACACGGAUAAAGACGAGCAGGAGCCCUUGCCCUCCUCUGUAGCGUCGCGACAGAUGAACGCCAUUGACAUUCUAACGAGGGUUUUCCCCAACCACAAGCGCAGCGUCCUGGAGCUUGUGCUACAAGGAUGCGGCAAAAAUGUGGUCCAGGCCAUAGAGCAAAUCCUCAACAACAGCGGUCAAGCCAAGGGUCCAGAUGAGUCCUGGGCGGCGGAUCGGAUGCUGCAGAGCGCACAGCCGCCCAUGUCCUCCACCCCAAGGCCUAUGCUACCUGGAACCAUGACGCUCAGCAACAGAUCUGCCUUCUCUCCUCUGCAACCUAACGCGCCUCACUUUGGUUCCGACCCAAGCACGUAUCCUCUCAGUACGCAUUUGAGCUUGAACCCACUCCGGUUGGCGUACUCGGCUCACAGCAGAGGCCUGGCCUUCAUGGCUCCAUACUCCGCCACAGGUCUGAUGCCAACAUUGGGCUUCAGGCCGCCAAUGGACUACGCCUUCAGUGACUUGAUCAGAGACAGGACACUCUUGCAUAAAGAUCAGAGCUUCACGAACGGACUGUAUGGUCCUCUGGUAAACAACACUCCAGAGAAACAGUGAGAUAUUGAUUCCCAAGUGUAGACAAAAGUGAUUCUUGUCUUUAAAGACUUCCAGGUCUAAAGAUUCCUCAUCCUUAAAGACUCGCUUUCUUUUUGUGUUUCUGUAUAUAUAAUAUACGUCUAGUUUAAUCACCACAAAAAAGUGUUUGGUGGUCGUGGCUUCUUUGAAGUUUGAGAAAAUGGUUAUGUGUAAAAGAAAAUGGUUACAUGUAAAGGUUAAAGUAGUUUUUACCCAUCUUACUGCAGGUUGGCAUUGCUGAUACUGCCUCAGCGCAAAAGGAGACAGAGGUGAAUUAUUUUAGACCUUUACGAGGGUAACCAUAGUAUUUUCGAAUAAUGUAAAUUGUGUAUUAUAAAAUCUUUCACGUUCGUUACAAUCCAUUUAGAUUAUUUACCAAACGGAUUAAGCCCCCUUGUGAUGAUGUGCAAUUCCUAGAAUAAUCAUUUGCUUCAUCAUUCAUCAAAAAAGGGAAUAUUCUAGCAUUAUUGUAAUUGUGGAACGUCUAUUAUUCACUCUUUUUCUGCUCAGUGUCUGAAAAUCGGGCAAUGUUCAUUCAGCAGAACAGUAAUUCUUUGGCUUCAGUAUGGUUGCUGGCUCAAGUAGACAUUUGUGUUCCCUUUGUGAGUGAUAUAUUAAACGACUAAAUAAUGUAUAUUGCAUUUGUUGAUGAUAAAGUCAUAUUUGUCAGUCAUUUAUUCAAUACAACUAAAUCAAAAGGGAUCUAAAAAAGAUGUAAAACGAUCGAAUGUUGAUUGAAAUCUUGCAGCGUUGCGAAGUGUACAGUUCUUUGUGUAAAUUUUGCAAAUAAAUAAAUGUUAUUUUAUUCUUACGUUUAA